This is a messenger RNA of Trematosphaeria pertusa, 1179 nucleotides long. RefSeq names its product isoflavone reductase family protein. NCBI's taxonomy places the organism in Eukaryota, Fungi, Ascomycota, Dothideomycetes, Pleosporales, Trematosphaeriaceae. Bases 77 to 1027 code for a protein of 316 amino acids. Gene Ontology annotation, molecular function: oxidoreductase activity. The record is from RefSeq and is a predicted model, not a curated record. The transcript has a single exon.
CAGCGUCUUCACAUACCAUAACCCGCGACGCAGCAACUCUUCUGCUACUACAAGCCUCUGAUUUAUCUCUAAAAUCAUGUCCUCAGCACCGCUCAAAAACAUCAUCAUAGCAGGAGCCACCGGCUCCGUCGGCGCUCCCAUCCUCUCUGCCCUCCUCGCCGAACCCUCCUUCAACGUCACGGUCCUCACGCGCGCCAGCUCCUCUGCAAAAUUCCCCUCCGGCGUCCCCGUCAAACAAGUCUCAGACGCCUUCACCGUUUCUGAGCUCACAGAGGCCUUCAAGGGUCAGGACGCCGUCGUAGCCGCCCUUAGCACAACACCCGUAACCAAAGAUGACCUCGCAUUCCGCAUCAUUGAUGCCGCUGUAGCAGCCGGAGUCAAGCGCCUAAUACCUUCAGAAUUCGGCACUAAUAAUCUGGAUCCGAGGGCGCGCUCGCUGGUCCCAGUGUACGACCUGAAGGGCAAGAUGCUAGAGUAUCUGAUCAAGAGAGCGAAAGAGUCAAACGGCGCGCUCACGUGGACGUCUAUCUCCUGCGGCUCGUGGCUCGACUGGGGCCUCGACCCCGCCAAGUCCGGAAACUUCCUCUACGUCGACGUGAAGCAUCGCAAAGCAACCAUCUGGGACUCCGGCCUCUCCCGCUUCGCCGUCACAACUUCGACCGGUACCGGCCUCGCUGUCGCAAAGGUGCUGCUGAACCCCGAGCUCACUGCGAACAAGCAGGUUUUCCUCUCGGACUUUGUGACGAACUCGCGUGAAAUUGUUGCGAGCUUGGAGAGGCAGAUGGGCGAGAAGUUCACGGUUGAAGAGAAAGAGUCCGGCACUGUCAUUAGGGAGCUGAGAUCGAAGUUUGAUGCUGGGGAUUUCAAUGCGACCUACCCACUGCUCGCGCUCAGCUUUGUAGCAGACGUUGAUGUGGGGUACGACUUUGAGAAGGAGCAGGAAGUUUGGAAUGGGAAGCUGGGCCUCCCGAAGCAGACUCUUGAUGAGGUAGUCAAAGGAGCUAUUGAGUUGGCGAACAGCACAUAGUCGGAGAGCACGACCUGGAAGUAUAUCGCCUAACGUAAUGUGCUUCAAUCUCCAAGACACAUGUUCCUUUCUCGCUAGCCCACUCACGCAGUACUAGCUCCGAAUGUUCUCCCAUGUAUACUGCUGAAUAUGACUAGAGUCCCGGUCUUGCC